Lolium rigidum is the source of this 574-nucleotide messenger RNA. Its product is annotated as pavine N-methyltransferase-like. The transcript is spliced from 3 exons. NCBI's taxonomy places the organism in Eukaryota, Viridiplantae, Streptophyta, Magnoliopsida, Poales, Poaceae. The coding region runs from base 16 to 546 and encodes 176 amino acids. The record is from RefSeq and is a predicted model, not a curated record.
CCGGGAGCGGAGCAGAUGGCGGCGGCGGUUGUAGUAGCGCGGGCGUACGAGGCGGCGGCGCGGUCCGCGCUCGCGGCGCUGGAGCGCAACCUCCUGCCGGACGCGGUCACCCGGCGGCUCACGCGCCUCCUGCUCGCGCAGCGCCUCCGCCUCGGCUACCUCCCCUCCGCGCCGCUCCAGCUGCAAGACCUCGUCCUCUUCGCGCACUCUCUUGAAGGCAUGCCCAUUGCAAUCGAAACGGACAAAGCUAAAACCCAACACUACGAGUUGCCGACCACAUUCUUCAAGCUAGUGCUCGGAAAACACCUGAAAUACAGUUCAUGUUACUUCCCUGAUGAUUCAAGCACCCUAGAAGAUGCUGAGGUUGCGAUGUUGGAGUUGUAUUGUGAGAGAGCUCAAGUUCAAGAUGGUCAAAGCAUUCUUGAUGUUGGAUGUGGAUGGGGAUCCCUCUCUGUGUACAUAGCAAAGAAAUAUCGGAACUGCAGCAUUACAGGGAUAUGCAACUCAACAACACAAAAAGCUUUUAUAGAAGAGAGGUGUAGGUAAGUGCAGCGGUUUUGGUUCUGAUAAUGCC